AUGGUUACGCCUACUAGGAUGACGUUUUCUAGUUCUACUCCUUCGAUUGGGACGGCUGGAGCUGGAGCUGGGACUGAGACUGCUUCUACUGGGAUUGCUAGGACGGCUGGAGCUGGUGCUGGACGUGUUGGGGUAGCUGAAGCUGGAGCUGGAGCUGGUUGGUCGAGCGAGUGGUUGAGCAACACCAGCAACAGAGAGAGCAGCAGCAGCAGCAGCAGCAGCAGCAGCAGCAGCAGUCGCCGCCGCAAGUAUCAACAGCAUCAACAACAACACCAGCAACACCAGCAACACCAGCAGCAGCAGCAGUCGCCGCCGCAGUAUCAACAGCAUCAACAACAACACCAGCAACACCAGCAACAACAGCAACAACAGCAUCAUGAGCAUCAACUUCAUCAACAGCAGAGAGAAUACCCAACGCAGACGAAAAGUAGUAGCAAUGCCAGCGGUCCAUAUCCCGGCGGUCCAUAUCCCAGCGGAACUGGCCUCGGAAGUGGAAGUGGUCCGGUUAGCGGAAGUGCCAUGGGAAUAAUAACCUCCACCGCAGCAGCAGCAGCAACAAGUAGUUUCAGUCUCGACACCACCCCCAGCAAUACCGCUCCUGCUCCUGCUCCUGCUCCUUCUGCUCCAUCUUCUUCUGCAGCUCACAAGCACCCUCCCAGAUCUUACAAUCCCACCAACAACAACACGGCCGACAAACACGGACACGGACACAGUGGCAUCAAAAGACUUUCUCUCACAAGAGGACGCACUUCCUCUUGGUCCUCUUGUCUUAGCAUUAAUCUCGGCCACCACUCAACCAGCGGCAGCGGAGGAGAUAAGGACAAAGACAGCCAUGAGAUAGUCCACCCAGCGCCACGUCCCUCCCCUUCCCCUCCCAUCGCUCUCCACCCCAAUGAUUCCUACGAACCCGUCUCUACCCUCCCUCCCCGACCGGCACCGCCGCCGCCGGCAUCAGCUGCGCAACGACCUGGUCGACCAUUGGCUCCUCCACCGCCACUCGGGUUAGCUGAAUCAAAUAACAACAGAGUGCCUACCGCGCCGUCGUCACCGGUUGCUAUUAAGAUUAGUGCUAUACCGACGGCGGCGGAUGCACUUGAGAGGUUUGAGGCAGCAGAGGAGGAGGAGGCGGCAGCGGCAAUACCGCCGGUUGUGGGGCAGUAUUCGAGUAAGACAAUGCCGACGCGGAAGGGGAAUGCUGGGUAUGGAAGUCGGAGUCGGAGUAGUGGGAGUUUGAGGAGGUUGUUUCAGAGGACGAGUGGGAAGGAAGGGUGGAUUUAG
Messenger RNA from Sordaria macrospora k-hell, 1278 nucleotides. Lineage: Eukaryota; Fungi; Ascomycota; Sordariomycetes; Sordariales; Sordariaceae. The record is from RefSeq and is a predicted model, not a curated record.